This is a messenger RNA of Seriola aureovittata, 4189 nucleotides long. It is a transcript of the gene ddi2, whose product is annotated as DNA-damage inducible protein 2. The record is from RefSeq and is a predicted model, not a curated record. The coding region runs from base 188 to 3019 and encodes 943 amino acids. Gene Ontology annotation, biological process: proteolysis. NCBI's taxonomy places the organism in Eukaryota, Metazoa, Chordata, Actinopteri, Carangiformes, Carangidae. The transcript is spliced from 9 exons. Gene Ontology annotation, molecular function: aspartic-type endopeptidase activity; protein binding.
GCAAAGCAGUCAACGCCAUUUGGUGUACUACUAGUUUCCCCUUUAACGCUAGUUUCUACUGAAAUAGGGGUUUAAAUUUGGGGAAAAAUCCAAAUAAUAACUGGGUUUUCCACUGUGAAACAAGGAACUACACUAACCGCAAUCUGUUACAGCGGGUUUAUCCACUGAUCCUGCCCCAAAAAAAGCGAUGCUGGUCACCGUUUUCUGCGCGCCGAGGGAUCGCCCAGAAACCACCUUCGCCCUCGAUGUGUCCCCAGAGCUGGAGCUGAGAGACUUUGUAGCACUUUGUGAACUGGAAUCAGGAAUCCCAGCUGGGGAAAUUCAGAUCACAUAUGUAGAACAGCCCCUCAAAGACCCCACUCGUGCCUUGGGGACAUAUGGUGUUAAGGAUGGAGAUGUGGUGGUUCUCAGGCAAGCUGACAGAAGGCCACCACCAACUCAGCCAGCCUUCCCAGGUCUGCCCCAUAUCGACUUUCGUUCUAUCACAGUCCCAGGCACCUCUUCUUCAACCAGUCAGCGUGGUGCAAUAAGGCCACAGCUACAGGCUCCGCAGCAGCAGCAGCAACAACAACAACAACAGCAGCAGCAGCAGCAGCCGCCACAACAACAGCAGCUGCAGCAGCCGCAGCAGUCGCAGCAGCCGCAGCAGUCGCAGCAGCCGCAGCAGUCACAGCAGCAGCGUCCUGCACAACCUUCCACGCCAAUGGCCUUUCGCGGCUCCUCUCCUCAGGGGCUGGACGACCCUGCCUUACUCCAGCAGAUGCUAUUGUCUAAUCCACAUGAGCUUUCACUCCUGAAGGAGCGAAACCCACCACUUGCUGAGGCCCUUCUGAGUGGAGACUUGGAGCGUUUCACUAAAGUGCUGUUGGAGCAACAGCAGGAUCGAGCCAGGAGAGAGCAAGAGAGAAUCAGACUUCUGACUGCUGAUCCUUUUGAUCUGGAAGCCCAAGCAAAGAUCGAGGAAGACAUCAGGCAGCACAAUGUGGAAGAAAACAUGACCAUUGCAAUGGAGGAGGCCCCAGAAAGCUUUGGGCAGGUGGUUAUGCUCUACAUCAACUGCAAAGUCAAUGGCCACCCUGUGAAAGCUUUUGUUGACUCAGGAGCUCAGAUGACCAUCAUGAGCCAAGCAUGUGCCGAGCGCUGCAACAUCAUGCGGCUGGUGGACAGACGCUGGGCCGGGAUCGCCAAGGGAGUGGGCACCCAGAAGAUCAUUGGCAGAGUUCAUUUGGCUCAGGUCCAGAUAGAAGGGGACUUCCUUCCUUGUUCUUUCUCCAUUUUGGAGGACCAACCGAUGGACAUGCUACUGGGCCUGGAUAUGCUGAAGAGACACCAGUGUUCGAUUGACCUGAAGAAGAGCGUGCUUCUAAUAGGCACUACAGGCACUGAAACUCGCUUCCUGUCUGAGGCAGAGCUGCCAGAGUGUGCCCGACUGGCAUAUGGAGCAGAGGGGCGUGAAGACGCCCGUCCAGAUGAGAUAGCUGACAGAGAACUUGCAGAGGCACUUCAGAGGUCCAUACAAGAAAGCGACACUGCAGAUGGACAAACUACCUCACCACAGCCCCCACCAUUUACAUUACCCAGAACCUUAGACCAAAUGUCCUCAUCCACCUCCCCCUCCCAAAACCCUUCCUCUGGCCAGCCCCAGACCCUGGAUCGCUCUCAGUCUGCCCCGGCCGCCAUGGAGCAGGCCUCAGCACCAGGGCAGUGCCAGGACCAACCUGGCUUUCAGGAGCUUCUUCGGCCUUCGACCCUAGCAGAGGCUGCUGGUUCUACAACCCAUCAGGUCCAGCCUCACCCUCUGCCUGUCCAUAGCAACUCUGAAGUGCCCCCUGUACCCAGUCCCUCAACAGACAUCCUCCCCACACAUACCCCUCCUGCAGACAUGCCAACGUUAUCCCAGUAUCCAGAGGGUGAGGUACUUUGUACAGCCACAGAGGGUGAUGCUGAUUCAUUUGAGGUAGUGAACAGCUCCAUGCUCCCGCAUCCAGAGGAACUUUCCCCCAUUCAACCCAUGGAGCAGGAGAUGACUGAGUUUGACACAGCUGAUACCACUGAAGCCUGUCCAAGUGUUACUAGCCAACCUGACUCGGUUGAAAUGGAGUCCCCCACUACCUCCCACGGCGUGGUGACCUCGGAGAGGGACCAGCCUGAAGGAGAGCGCUGCUCCAGCUCCGACAGCAUCCCCUCACUGGCAGCCGCUCUGAUGGAGCUCCACGAGCUGCUAGUAUCCAACAACCGACAAAACCACAGCACCUCCUGCUCCCCCUCACAUCCGUUCAUACAGGACACAGACGAAGUGGCCCCUGAGCCACGCACCCCAACACCCGAAAACACCCAGCCUACCCCAUCUACUGCCAUUACAGCUGGUGAAGAACCAAGCGAUGCCAAAGCCAACCAUGUUGCUGCUGUGUCUGAUGAGGGACCAUCUAAGUGUCUUGUGCCUGACUUGUCUGGCCAGGAUGAACAUCUUGGCGGAGAUACAGCAGAGACUGUGGAGGAACAAGGGCCGCCACAGCAUCCUGAUUGCUCCAGGGAGAGGGGGGCAGAUAGAUGUGGGUUAGAUGAAGCCAGUAACAUCAGCAUUUCCCAGACUAAGCAAGAGGUUCCUCCUGAUCCUGCUGGGAACCUGGAGUUCAGGGAACCUCCUGAGGGGCAGCAGGGGCGAGGGGUUGCAGAUGGACAAGCCUCUGGCAACAACACCCCAGACACUCUUGGCCUCCAGACUGAGCAGACUCUUCUCAGCCCUUUGUCUAUGGCAGUGGGCUCACCUGAAGAAGUCUCUAGCACCUCAUCCUCUUCUGUCCCCCCUCUUGCUCAGCCUCCCCAGCCUACAUCUGCAGCCCCUCGUCUCCCUUCUCCGCAUCCCUUUAUAGAACAAUUUCCAGCUGAGCACAUCCAGAGAAUCCAGGCAGCAGGCUUUUCUGCUAGGGAGGCUGCAGAGGCACUGGAACAAGCCCAUGGGGUUGUGGAGCUAGCUCUGCUGGCACUACUAGCCCGCAGUAUCACUGUGCCCACCUAGACUCAUAACCACUCAUGCGAGUCCCCAGCCUCCCAACUCAGCAUCUGUCUUAUUUAUACCUUGUUACUGAUCCAGAUGUCUCAGUCCCUUUUUAGCAGGGAGCACGUAUAAACACAGGGAAAUGCUGUCUCUUGGUUUGUCAUACAGAAUAUCCAAGAUCAAACAGGACAACUGGUAAUACUUUUCUGGAUAUAACAGAUAUGUGAGGUGUGUUUGCAUGCAGAUGUUUUGGGUGCCCACCCAUUUCAUUGGUUUUUAGAGAUUUGGUAUGAUAGAUUGAUUUUCUCUUUGUUUUGUUGUCGCAACAUUGACAUAUUAUUAAAUGCCCAGUGUGUGACUGGUUCUUUAAAUAUUGUUAUAAUUUCCCCUUUGAUAUCUCAUGAAGUUACUAUUGAGCGAGAGUAUAAUUUGUGGAGCAUCGAUGAAAUAAUCUCAGACUGGAGUAGCUGUUAUUCUACUCCCCAUGCCAGAAUAACACCGUCUGGUCAGCUUUAGAUCAUUCAGCACAAAUAUGGAUAUUUGAAGCAAUUUGCCAAUUAAAAAAAAUAAAUAAAUAAAAAAUAAAAAGCAUCAUGUUGAUUUUUGUUGAUGUUUGUGGCCCCUUCAAUUCACAAAUCAGAACCCGAUUAUAAAGAAGCGACAUUGUGGGAACUGCUGCAGUUUCCCAGGGUUGAUCAUUUUUGAUCAAGUUUACAAAUCAUUUCUACAGUUACGUAGAAAACCCCUAAAUUUGCAGCCAUUAUCACACUGAAAUAUCAAGUGAGCCACAAGUGUUUGUUGAAGUAUGAUCAUAGAUGGCAUUUUUUUUUUUUAAAUCAGUAUGUGUAUAACAGAAGGUAUCUUGUACUGUAUGUAUCAUUCUCCACAGUUUGAAAGCUUUGCCAUGUGUAGAUUUCAAAAUUGUUUGUAGCUCCUGUUCAAAAAGUCCAUUUUGUGUCAAACCAUCAUAGUGUGUGUGUGUUCAUACCUUUAAAAACAUCCAUUUUCAUUUUGUAAUCUGUUCAAAUAUGGCCAUUCACGACUGUCAAAUGUUUUGUCAGUACGUCAUAUAUCAAGGAUUUUAAUGGCUUUAUUUGAGUCAUAUACCAACAAUGUUCAGGCAGAUUGAAUUAUUUACUUUUAUCUUGUAUGAAAUUUUAAAUUGCAAAUAAAAUGGAACUAGUAUUUGUA